Mucor mucedo is the source of this 177-nucleotide messenger RNA. RefSeq lists its product as uncharacterized. Lineage: Eukaryota; Fungi; Mucoromycota; Mucoromycetes; Mucorales; Mucoraceae. The record is from RefSeq and is a predicted model, not a curated record. The annotation marks the transcript as partial. The transcript has a single exon.
ACCAACGCAUCAUCAUCAAUUAAUAGUAAACAAACGAAGCUUGAUGAUGUGGAUAAAGUCAAAAUAAGAAAACUAUACAGUAAUUUGGAUGAAGAAAAGAUGUGGAAGCUUAAAACAGGGACAAUUGUAGAGAGACAAAUGGAACGUUUCGCCUUAAUAUGCAACUUCGAGCAGUGA